CCUUAAAAGGCGAUUAUAGUUUUCACCCGCUGCACCGGUCGCACCCCUAUUCGCACCAUCUGCAACCGUGCUUCCCUCUCUCCCGCUUGACUUCAAUUCUUGUCUCUCACAACGUCGCCAAUCACACAGAGAGAGAUGGCGGUGGCUUCUUUGGCGCGGUCAGCGAUUCUCGUCGCGACACUGUUGCUCUUCUCUUCGUAUGUUGUUGCACGCGCCAUGGCCUCACCGCGCACGCUCGGUGCACCACGGUUCGAAGUACAGAGACGGCACACACCCCAGCUCGAUGCUCGCGGCGACGGAGGCUGGAGCUUUGUCAAUUACACAGACGGUGCCGAGGAGGCCCUGAUCCCCGUCAGGAAUGGCGAUGGAGCCCUCUACCAUUGGCUCAAGGCGGACACCGACUUUUCCAAGCUGAAACGCAUCGUCUGGGUCUGUCACGGCAAGGGUAGGGACCCGUGGAACUACUACAACCACAUGCAUGCCGCGCUCGAUGCAGCGGUGCAGAGCAACCAGGGCGUAAACGAGGAUGAGGUGGGCAUCUGGUCCGUCUCGUUUUGGAACCAAAAGGACACGGGCGCCUUUCCCUGGGACGACAGCAAGCCUGACGGCCAAAAGGCCACGUCAAACAUUCUUGUCUGGGAGGAGAAUGGAUGGGAGGAUGGGCAGAAGAGCAUCUACCCAUCCAACGUCAGCGUCUCGUCGUUUGAGGUCCUGGACAAUGUCGUUGCCUACUUUGCCAACCGGACCCUCUUUCCAAAUGUCGACACCAUCGUCAUGGCCUCGCACUCAAUGGGUGCACAGAUGCUUCAGAGAUACGCCGUCCUGGGCAACAUUCCCGAGACGGAGCAGGAGCUGCACUUUUACGUCGGCAACCCGGGCGCAUACAUGUACCUUGACGAACGCCGUCCCACGACGGGAGGCGCCAAGCCGCCGUCUUCCUGCCAGGAUUACAACGACUACCACUACGGCAUCAACAACGUCGAUGCUAACCUUCCGUACGGCCAGCCGACGCCAAACGAGGACAUGCUCUGGGCGCGAUACCAGCAGCGUCGGGUCCACUAUGCACUGGGCAUGGCCGAUGACGGACCGGGCGACACUCACUGCCAGGCUCAAGUGCAAGGCGACUCACACCGAACGAGGGGUGCAAAUUUUGCCGGCUACCUCGAACAGCUUCCCGGCGGAUAUCCAAAGAACCACACACUCGAUUACGUGCCCAAUGUCACGCACGAUGACGCGGCCAUGUUUGCGAGCUCCGAGGGCAUCUUUAGACUCUUUGUCGAAAACGACGCACAAGGGCGGACGCGACCCUCUUCGCUACCAAACGGCCUCACAAACGGUGUCAAUCCCACAUUUACAGCGCCCGACCCCGCCAAUGCGGACCGAAUGCCGAGCGGCACAGCCUACCAGGACACGACCGUCAAGGUGCUGACCCAGCCGGCGAGCAAGGCCAGCAGCGGCAGCAACGGCAGCAGCGGCGGCGGCGGCGGCGGUUCUCCGUCGUCGCCUGCGUCCUCGUCUGGCUCGCCGAGAAACGCAGCGAGCAGCGCGGUGCUUGUUAAAGCGCCCGCCAUCCCCGUUUUGGUCUUCGUUGGCAGCGCCGUAGCGUGCGCAUUGGCAAGCAGCUCCUUGUACUCCAACUAGAUAGAGUGAUGCACCCUGGCAUCCCCACCCUCUCUUUCCGUAGACAUACCUUGUAACUCGUAACUGCAUUCUUUCUCGGUGACGUGCGCAGCA
Molecule: messenger RNA, 1734 nt
Organism: Acaromyces ingoldii
Lineage: Eukaryota; Fungi; Basidiomycota; Exobasidiomycetes; Exobasidiales; Cryptobasidiaceae
Exons: 2
Coding region: 136-1641 (501 amino acids)
Source: RefSeq, a predicted model, not a curated record